Messenger RNA from Aspergillus novofumigatus IBT 16806, 862 nucleotides. RefSeq names its product dynein light chain DYN2. NCBI's taxonomy places the organism in Eukaryota, Fungi, Ascomycota, Eurotiomycetes, Eurotiales, Aspergillaceae. Bases 130 to 414 code for a protein of 94 amino acids. The transcript has 7 exons. Gene Ontology annotation, molecular function: dynein light intermediate chain binding; dynein intermediate chain binding. The record is from RefSeq and is a predicted model, not a curated record. Gene Ontology annotation, biological process: microtubule-based process; cilium assembly. Gene Ontology annotation, cellular component: cytoplasmic dynein complex.
CGAUGUUUAUACUCUGAAGGUUUAUUCUCAAUUCACAUUUCAUCUUUCAGACCUUAAGAUAAUUUCUUUCUCAAUCUAUAUUUGCUAUCUCUAUCUGCACCUCUUAAUCGCCCUAUCUCUACCGGAAGCAUGGCCACCGAAAAGAAGGAGAAGCUGGAACCUCAGAUCAAGUCCGUCGAUAUGACGGAGGAGAUGCAGCAAGAGGCUGUUGAAGUUGCCACUGAGGCGAUGGAGAAAUAUCACAUUGAGAAGGACAUUGCCCAGUACAUCAAGAGAGAAUUUGAUUCGCGCAAGGGAGCGACAUGGCAUUGCGUUGUAGGAAGAAACUUUGGCAGCUUCGUUACACAUGAAACGAAGCACUUCAUCUACUUCUACCUCGGGCACUGCGCCAUCCUCCUCUUCAAGACGCAAUAGAAUCAUACAUUAUGUUCACUUCCUACUUUGGGGAAGGAGAGUCGGCUUUACGAAGCCCUUCGGCUGAAAAGUGGUAACCCCGGAGUUGACCUUUCGGGAACAGUCACAGACGGAAGAGUGGUGCGCUGCUGCUGGACAUAACGGACCUCGGUUGCUGCUGGACAAGUCCAAUGUGUCUUGUUGAUACAGUCCUCGGCGGCACGCUGCAUGAAUAGCUUCACCUGCUUACCUUGAGCGACUUUAAACCUCUUGUUUUCUUGUGAAAUUUUUGAGAUAGAAGUACUAUUUUGUUUGGAAGACAUGUGCAAACAUGGCCUGAUGGCUUGUCUAUUAUGUUUACCGCCGUACAACCCUAUAUGAGAAUAGGGCCUUGGUAGCAUCCUGUGUCACACUUGACUUGGCCCAUUAUUUGUAUUGUGCCUGUUUCUGAUGGCGAAAAUGUAGAAGG